UGACAGCAAAUACCGUUUCAAAACGGAAGACGGUCUAACGUCAAACGCUAGAACAACAUUGAGCUAUGCUCUUUGACACCGGAAGUUGAUAUCUUUAGUUGCAGCAUGGCAGCCACGGGUAGUGGUUUAGAAGCUGGUAGCAUUCCGGAGGAAUAUGAAAUGAAGGCAGAGUCAGUGGCAUCUGCUGAUGAUCAGCUACAAAAUGAAGAGAGAACGGCUGUAUGUCUUAUUGUGCUGGGUAUGGCGGGUUCAGGCAAAACUACGUUUGUACAGAGACUUACAGCUCACCUUUACAAUAAGAAAAUCCCUCCUUAUGUGAUAAACCUGGAUCCUGCUGUUCUCAAUGUACCAUUUCCAGCUAAUAUUGAUAUUCGUGACACAGUCAACUACAAAGAAGUGAUGAAACAAUAUGGCCUUGGACCUAAUGGUGGUAUUGUGACUUCUCUUAAUUUAUUUGCUACAAGAUUUGAUCAGGUUAUGAAAUUCAUCGAAAAGAGACAGUCAAAUUGUCGGUAUGUGCUGAUUGACACACCAGGGCAGAUUGAGGUUUUCACUUGGUCAGCAUCUGGAACUAUCAUCACAGAGGCCCUGGCUUCGUCUUUCCCUACAGUGGUGGUAUAUGUGAUGGAUACAUCUCGUAGCACUAACCCUGUCACUUUUAUGUCAAACAUGCUGUAUGCCUGUAGCAUUCUGUAUAAAACCAAGCUUCCUUUCAUUGUGGUAAUGAAUAAGACUGACAUUAUUGAUCACAGCUUUGCAGUGGAAUGGAUGCAAGAUUUUGAGGCUUUCCAGGAUGCUCUUAAUCAAGAAACAACAUACGUCAGCAACUUAACCCGCUCUAUGAGUCUGGUGUUGGAUGAAUUCUACAGCAACUUGCGGGUGGUAGGGGUAUCUGCUGUAACUGGAGCUGGUAUGACAGAAUUCUUUCAGCAAGUUGAAGAUGCAGCCAAGGAGUAUGAAACAGAUUAUCGUCCUGAAUAUGAGCGUCUCCGAAAAGAAAUGGAAAAAGCUCGGAGUCAGAAACAGGAAGAGCAGCUUAAACGGUUGCAUAAAGACUUGGGUCCUAUUGCUGUGAGCACAUCUCAUCCUGCAGACCUUGAUGAUGAACAUCCUGGUCCCUCUGACCUGAUCCUUAAUCGAGGGAAUUUUGACGAAGAAGAUGAGGAAAUAGACAGUGACACCGAUGAUAUUGACCAUACAUUAGUGGAACAGAGUAAGGAGGAACCUGCCUUCCGUCAUUUUCUAGAAGAGAAAAAGGACAUGUAUCGAGUAAAAAGCCGAAAAGAACAGUAGCUAACACUUCAGAGAGAGACAUUUUGAUGCUGUGAAAUGUCUGCAAAAUGUAUUUCAGCUGGUGCCUGCAUUUUAACUAUAACAUGUUUUCCUAAGCUCCAUCAGUACUUGUAUGGAAGCUGUAAUAAAGUACAUUUCUGUUUAAGAUGACCUGAAAUCCAUUGCAGUUUCAAAGACCUUAACUAAGUAUACAUAACCACAUUAGUCCAUUUGGAAAAGCCUGAGGAAUAGAACAUAAAAACAUUUAUAAGCCCCUGUGUUGAAGGGGUUGGAUAAUAUUUGAAGUAUUUUUUUAAAUAAAUUAUUUGUAAAUCUUU
Messenger RNA from Protopterus annectens (West African lungfish), 1610 nucleotides. It is a transcript of the gene GPN1, whose product is annotated as GPN-loop GTPase 1. The record is from RefSeq and is a predicted model, not a curated record. The transcript is spliced from 14 exons. Gene Ontology annotation, molecular function: GTPase activity. NCBI's taxonomy places the organism in Eukaryota, Metazoa, Chordata, Ceratodontiformes, Protopteridae. Bases 106 to 1293 code for a protein of 395 amino acids.